GCCCACGACAUGAUUGCCUCCGACAUCUCACUCACCCUCUCCGUCCUCAGACCAAUGUUGCGAGGGAGACCAAAAACCACAGCGCGGGCAAGAGACUCCAGAAAAUCCAAAAUAUACGGACACUGCACCUUUUCGAUGCCAACGCGCCAUCUUCCUGAAGAUUGUCACACGCGCACACACUCUCUCUCCCUCGGUAGCUGCGAACCCUAAAGAUUUCCACUUCCGCACUCUCUCCCUCUCUCUGGAAUUUCAAGAUUCACGUCUCUGCGUUUGCUGAUGGUGUUGAAGAUCGCUUCGGACGAGCUCAGGUCUCCAGCGGAGAGGGAAAUCGAGCACCAUUUGGUGGCUGUUGCUGCUUCUCAGAGCGAGAAGAGCGCGGGAGCUAAGACCAAAAAUAAGAGCAUGAAGGGCCAAGAGAGGAGACUCAGCUUGAGGAUCCAAGAGAAGCAUAGGGCGGAGAAGGAGCUUCUUGUUCGUAGACGGGUCGAGCUUCUAGGAGAUGAGGAUCUACAUGAGGUGAGUGGUAGUACCAAGAGCACGAUCACGUAUAGCAGGAAGAAGUCAAACAGGGGGAAUGCGAGAGAGGAGGCACUGGAUGAAAAAAUUAUUGUUGGCGAGGCUUUCAGAAAAGAUCAAUCGCCGGUGAAGAGUGAGGUUUUGAGCGAAAGCAAGGUGGCAAGUGUACCUGAGAAGAGUGCCCAUGCAACAGUCAAGGAGACUUUGAGGUUGUUCAACAAGCACUAUCUGCAUUUUGUACAGGAGGAAGAGCAACGUUGUCGACGGGUGGAGGUUGCUAAGAAAACUUCAAAAAAAUCGAAGAGAGGGGUUACAACUGAAGAGGAUACUAAAAAAACAGCCAAGCGUCCUGAUCUGAAGGCAAUAUCUAAGAUGCUUGAGACAAAUAGCGUACUAUACCCUGAGAAAAGAAUUGGUGAUCUUCCAGGUAUCAAUGUUGGGCACCAGUUCUAUUCACGGGCAGAGAUGGUCGCUGUUGGUUUCCAUAGCCAUUGGCUGAAUGGAAUCGAUUAUAUGGGGCAGUCCUACAAUAAGGGGGAAUAUAGGAACCAUACCUUGCCGCUAGCUGUUGCUAUUGUGAUAUCGGGCAUGUAUGAAGAUGAUCUCGAUAAUGCUGAGGACGUCAUUUACACUGGUCAAGGUGGUCAUAACUUAACCGGAGACAAACGUCAAAUUAAAGAUCAGGUCAUGGAACGUGGUAAUCUGGCACUAAAGAACUGUGUGGAACAAUGUCUGCCUGUUCGAGUUGUGCGUGGCCAUGAAUCUUCUAGUAGCUACUCUGGUAAAGUUUACACAUAUGAUGGCUUGUACAAGGUUGUUCAGUAUUGGGCAGAGAAGGGUCUAUCUGGAUUUACGGUAUUCAAGUAUAGACUUAGGCGGCUUGAUGGACAACCAAUUUUGACCACUAAUCAGGUUCAAUUUGCUCAUGGGCGAGUUCCUAAGUCUGUUUCAGAAAUACGUGGGUUGGUGUGCGAGGAUAUUACUGGAGGUCAAGAGGAUGUGCCCAUUCCAGCUACCAACUUGGUUGACGAUCCACCUGUUGCACCCACAGGAUACACAUAUUGCAAGUCCAUCCGACUUGGUCCUAAUGUUGAACUUCCCACAAUCGCCUCUGGAUGCAACUGCAAAGGAACUUGCAUGGAUCCAAGUACUUGUGCAUGUGUGACACGCAAUGGUUCGGACUUUCCCUAUGUUCAUCGUGAUGGUGGCAGGUUGAUUGAAGCUAAAGACGUUGUUUAUGAGUGUGGGCCUAAUUGUGGCUGUGGACCUGGUUGCGUCAAUCGAACAUCUCAGAGAGGGUUGAGGUAUCGGCUUGAGGUGUUUCGUACUCCGAAAAAAGGCUGGGCGGUUAGAUCUUGGGACUUUAUACCUUCUGGAGCUCCAGUUUGUGAGUACGUUGGCAUACUUUUGAGGACAGAGGAUUUGGAUAAUGCCACUGAGAAUAACUAUAUCUUUGAUAUAGACUGCUUACAAACAAUGAGGGGUCUUGGUGGAAGAGAGAGGCGUCAACUAGAUUCGUCAAUGCCGGCAAUUGACAAUGUGGAAACACAAUCUGGGAAUGUUGCCAGGUUCAUUAACCACAGUUGUGAGCCAAAUCUCUUUGUCCAGUGUGUUUUGAGCUCACACCACGACAUCAAAAUGGCUCGAGUAAUGCUAUUUGCAGCAGACAACAUACCUCCGUUGCAGGAGCUCACUUAUGACUACGGCUAUGCCCUUGACAGUGUCCAUGGUCCUGAUGGGAAUAUAAAGCAAUUGGCUUGUUAUUGUGGCGCUGCAGAUUGCAGAAAACGCUUGUUUUAGCCGUUAAAUGUUGGGGGUUACUGUUGUCUAUACAAACAAUGCUGUCGGCAGAGGUGCGGGGCAAUUUUUGUGUGUUGAUCAAUGUGAAACCUGGAUAUGUUGAUUGUUGGAACUGCUGUAUGUAUCCUGCAAACCCCUGAUGUUUUUAAUAUUGGUGGGGUUUCUUUUGAUCAAAUGGGUUGUCAUUGACUGGUAAGUUAUGGGCGAUUACGCAUAGUUGAUACAGUGGAGGAGAAGUUGUCACAAG
This is a messenger RNA of Tripterygium wilfordii, 2563 nucleotides long. RefSeq names its product histone-lysine N-methyltransferase, H3 lysine-9 specific SUVH4-like. Lineage: Eukaryota; Viridiplantae; Streptophyta; Magnoliopsida; Celastrales; Celastraceae. Gene Ontology annotation, molecular function: protein binding; histone methyltransferase activity; zinc ion binding. The record is from RefSeq and is a predicted model, not a curated record. Gene Ontology annotation, cellular component: nucleus.